UUGUUAAAUAAAAAAUCGGUGGAACUUAGAGAGUUUUUUACAUAGUGGGUCUAGCGCUAAUUCAAGAAAUAUGUUAAAUUUUUUCCUUGAAUUAGCGCUAGACACACUAUGUAAAAAACUCUCUAAGUUCCACCGAUUUUUUAUUUAACAAAAUCAAACUUACUAAGCAGCCAAUAAUGAAUUCUAAAUAUUUUAAUGUAUGUCUAUUUUUUACCUCGUGGAACUCUCUCUAUUAUAUGCGAUUUUGCUUUACUUUUUCUAACUAACUAAAAUCAGUUAAGAACAGACCGGGUGACUUUGUACGUUUUAAUAACUGAUGAAAAAUUCGUAAAAAAUUGAUGGAACUAAGAGAUCUUUUACAUAAUUUGUCUAGUACUGAUUUAAUUGAUACUAUUCAAAACUACUCCACUAUUUGAAGUAUCAGAGUAUCUAUAGAUAUCUAAAGUGGAAUAAACAAGUGACUAGUUAGUAAAUAUUAAGAAAAAUGGCUCGGUCGGUUGAUCCGCUUCUAACUUUGUAGUUGAUUGACAAAACGACCAUAUUACGAAAUCGAUAUUCUCACAAAAAAAGAAAAAACUACUUUUUACCAAUAGCAUUUGUUUCCGUUCAUUUACUUUUACUUCUUCAUUUUAGACAGCAAUGUGCGUAUGGGGAGGAUGAGUAUAGUUGUGAUCAACUUGAAUUUAGCUCGUGUUCAUCGGCGGUCGAUUAUCGCUGUCGGAAUGGUAUGUGUGUCGAUCGUGCAUAUAUAAACGACGGUUUUUUCGACUGUAUGGAUGGUUCAGACGAACAUCGAGUUGAAGAGCAGCGUUUUCACACAUGUGAUUUUCACACGUCGUUUGAGUGUGAUAAUCGUUUAUGUUCACCAGAACAAGCAUCGUGUGGCUAUGGAAGAUGUAUCCAUUGGCUAGACGAAGGUUCAUCGACAUUUGAGUGUGCGAAUCAUCGUGAUGAAAUAUCCCAGUGUAUCGACAGCGAGCAACUAAUUCCGUGUAAAAUUAACGGGAAAUGUGUACCAAUACAGUAUUAUUUUGAUCAAAAAAUCGAUUGUGACUAUGGAGAAGAUGAGGAUCCAAGUUAUUAUUUUAAUUUUGAUUUCGAGCCAUGUUUAUCCGUUUACUAUUGUCUAUUAUUUAAUGGGCGAAGUUACAAUGUUUGUCAAACAUACAUGAAAAAUCCACAGGACAUUCGAUUCUAUUGCAAUCAAUCAUCGUUAGUAAAAAUGAAUAGAAUCGUAGUCUAUGAGCCGUUAUUUCAGCGUAAGUUAUACAUAGACACAAUGAAAAUUGAUACGCUUCUGGCUCAAUGGGAACCCAUAUUCAAUUGGACACUUAAUUAUAUCAAUGAGCUCAACUCUUCGGUUGAAACGUCCACAAGCAUGUCAGUUACAGAAGAACAAACAACACAAGAAUUCUAUAUGGAAACAACUGAAUUAAGUUCAUUAUCAACGCUUUUUGAGCAAAAACUCAUAGAAAAAAUUAAUUUAUGUUUAAAACGAUACAACGACUUUUACUUUAAGUAUUGUUGGUUCGAUUUCUACAGUGAUGACCUGCUUCGACAACUAAACUUAUCCUCAGUUGUUUGCGUUGACAAUACCAUCUUUUUAUCGCCAAAUCUUGUUAAUUUAACACAGAGUCUAUGCUUUCGCUAUGAUGACUUGAAUCAAUUACACUAUUCAUAUUCAACUGGAGUAGCCUUCGACUGGUUCAUUCGUUCAACAGCCACAACCUCUUCCACAUCGACUUCUCAGACGUGCAGUCAAUACCGAUGUCUGUUAACUGGCGCAUGUAUUUCUCUUACUCGGUUAUGUGAUGGCUACCUGGAUUGUAGUGACCGAAGCGAUGAAUUGAAUUCUACAUGUUCGAAUGUUGCAUGUUCAGUAGACGCCGAUUCGUUUGGUCAUCGAAAAUAUCGAUGUGCGAAUGGUCAAUGUGUAAGUGAGCGACUAGUUGGCGAUGGUAUCCAACAAUGUGAUGAUGGGAGUGAUGAAUAUAUCCUCUAUGGUUGUUCAUACAGUUGUCGGUGUUCAAACUCGAAACCACUUCAACUAGCGCAGAUAUGCGAUGGUCAGCAAGAUUGUUUGGAUAAUGGAGACGAAAUUGGAUGUGCCGAUGCAAAUCCGAUCAUUCAACAUAUUGUUGCACAACAGAAUUCAUGUUUACCAUUUAGAACGUAUUGUGAUGGGUACAAACAUAUGCCAAAUGCGGUGGAUGAGAUGCUUUGUGAAGAUAAUCAGUGUUCAACAGGUAAUCGUUUUCAGUGCCGAACAGGUCAAUGUAUCCCGUUGUCAUGGAAAUGUGAUGGUUUCUGGCAUUGUACUGACGGUUCGGACGAGUAUCAGUGUACACCCGUAACUGAUUUAAAUGUGACAACCAUCGGUACAACAUGUAAUACGAGCACAGAACUCGCAUGUUAUGAUGGAUAUGGUUGUGUCAAAGUAGAGAAAGCUGGUGAUGGUAUAGUUGAUUGCAACGAUGGUAGUGAUGAGCGAAAUCGGUUACAAUGCACGAAUGGUGGCUUUAUCGGCGAUCGUUUCCGUUGUGAUGAUGGAAAUUGCAUUAGUCGAUUAUGGGUAUGUGAUUCACAAUCGGACUGUAGUAGUGGCUCAGAUGAAGCAUCGUGUUCAUGGAAUCAGAUGUGUCCAAACAACUUGCGUCCCUUUCGGUGUUUGAACAAAACCAAUAAUGAAUCUUGUGUGCGUGAAAUUGCUCAUUGCAAUGGCAUUCAGGAUUGUUUUGGAGGUGUUGAUGAACAGAGUUGUCCAUUCUCAUCCUGUACAGAUAAUGGAGAAUCUCUCUGUUUUGCUAGUACUGGUUUACAAUGCGUAUCCAAUAAAGUAGUUUGCGAUGGUAUCUGUGAUUGUGGACAAUGUGAAGAUGAACAAAAUUGUUUUUCGGUAGGAAACGUAUUGAAUGCUUGGGAACAAUUUGCGAAUAUCUGUUUACAACUAACGGCAUCAUCCGUAACAUCUAGCACAGAUAGAUGUUUUCAAGACCAUUGUUUGACUAGUGGAUACGAUUCCUAUUGUGGUAACGGAAUGUGCACCAAACUAGUAUUUUUAUGCGAUGGAAUAAGACAGUGCCCAAAUGGUGCUGAUGAGUUGAACUGUCUUACCACAACCCUGACCACUACUACAACAACAACGACAGCAAGUGUCACUACGAUAAGUACAACUGUGAUAACAUCAGCUAUUUACAUUCCUCUCACGUCAGAAUCAAUGUCAACAACAGCAUUGAAUCGCAGUUAUAAUGAUGAACUUUUUGUUACAAUAAUGAAUACCAUGCAAUAUCCAACUGAAAUUUUAAUGGGUACUAAAAUUAUUGAAGCUAAAGAUUUAGACGUACAUCACGAGUACACAACUGAAUUGGAUACGACAAUGUCGGACACAAUAUUAACAUCGACACAGUAUAGUUUUCAAAAUAAAAAUGCUAGUAAUGACAAAUGCGAUUUGGGAGCGAAUUUUAGAAAUUGCUUAGCAGAUUUACAACAGACAGCACUAAACUCACCAUUGUGUGAUCCAUUGUAUUGUGUACGUGGUUUUUGCAUAUUAUUUUAUGAUCUUCCUGUGUGUCUCUGUUCGCCGCCUUACUACGGAUCUCGCUGUCAAUAUUACAGUUCGUACGUAUCCGUCAUAUUUAAACUUGAUUGUCUGCUGAACAGCGAACGUUUCGCAUGGGCGAGUAUGUUCGUCCUAUUAAUGUGUGACGAUAUUGUCAUUGAUUCGAUCUACUAUGAUGUCGUAGAUUUUCAAUUGCUCAAUGACAAAACAACCAUUUAUCUACUCAUGUCACGACCAAAGCCACUAAGUAUGACCAACUGCUAUGUUCAAUUUGAAAUGUAUGAUUAUUCUGAAGCAGUGGUCAGUGUCUAUGCUGAAUGGUCUUUUCCGUUGAAUUAUCCAUUUUUACCCGUUAAUCGUAUAGCUAUUGUACUACGUUCUUUAUUAUUGACUAAUAUUAGCGUUUGCAAGUACACUGCAUGUGUAAACGGUGUUUGCUCAGCAUUAAUUAAUAGUAAUUCAUCAUUUUGCUUUUGUUCUCCGGGCUGGUAUGGCAGAUGGUGUGAUAAAUUCAUUAAUCAAUGUGAGUCGUCACCAUGCUCUUCUGAGAGCACAUGUCGCGCAAAUUAUUAUCCUUUAGUUCGAGGAGGCGGUUAUACUUGUUUAUGCCCCCCGGGACGAUUCGGUCGUCAGUGCUUACUAAAAAAUCUCGAUUGUGAAUCGAAUCCAUGUCAGAAUUUUGGCAUUUGUCUACCACGACAAAAAAUAAGUGGCUACAUGUGCAAUUGUCCUAUGGAAUUUUACGGACCUAUGUGUCAAUAUUCGUCGACGCAAUUGACAAUUCGCAUUCAAAAUUUGAAACUGAACAAUACAAACGAACAACAUCUGGUUCUUCUAAGAGCCUAUGAUACGGUGAACGGAUCGUUAUUAGUGUUGGACGAUAGUCUGUUUCGAAUGCGGGAUCAGUCGCAGCAAAUUCCUGAACAAUUUUAUUUUCCUCGUAGAUAUAAUUCCACUGUAAUAGUUCUAGCCAUAUUUGAUUCGCGUUUAAAUCCACCAACUGUUGAAUGUUUUAUUCGUUCAUCAAUGGUGUGUCAAAACUCGGCGAAUAUAUUUAAUCUACCACAAUCCUCUGAUAGUGAAUUGUUCCAAUCAAUGGCGAAAGUUGCUCCAUGCGAAAAUGGUGGUUUAUGUCUUCAGCGCUACAACGAAUAUUCAAAUCGAACAUUUUCCAAUUUCAUUUGUGUAUGUCCACCGUGUUUCUACGGACGAUUAUGUCAGUAUGCAUUGAGACGCGAUACCAAUUCAUUCGAGUGGUUAGCCGAACAAAAUGACGAUGGUACAUUUGAUUCACAACAUUUAACCAUAUUUCAACAUGAUGGGAUAACAUGGUUUCGAUUAGAUUUAUAUUUGAUUAUACCUAGUCUUCUCUAUCUUUAUGCAGCCUUGAAUAAUAUACUGACGUUUUUGACAUUUCUCCUACGACCAAAAACGAGACGUGCAGGAACUGUUGCAUCUUGGCUAUCUAUGUGUAUAUCAAUUGAACGUGCCGUUUGUGUCUGUACAUUUUCGUCGAUGUGUUUGCUCUAUGUGGUUCCAUCAAGAAUCUUUCGUCAUGAAUUAAUGUCGUUAUCAUUGAUGAGCUUCAUACCAAAACGUUUUAAACGAACCAAAUCACGUCCAUCGGGUACAACGACUUUCCGACAGUCUCAAAUAACAGCAUUGUGA
This is a messenger RNA of Didymodactylos carnosus, 5227 nucleotides long. The record is from the annotation of a GenBank genome assembly. NCBI's taxonomy places the organism in Eukaryota, Metazoa, Rotifera, Eurotatoria, Philodinida, Philodinidae.